AAGCACAUCAACCAAAAUGUGCUUUUCCCUAUGUUGAUUAUUACAGCUCUACAAUUUCCUCCCAGUCAUCAUGGAUUCUUUACCUGGACCUCAUCAAACAAUAUUAGAAAACAUUAAUAAAGUUGAUGACUUUAUUUCUGAAAUCGUAAGAGCUCAUCAGGAAUCUCUCGAUCCCAGCUGUCCUCGAGAUUUUAUUGAUGCUUUUAUCAUCAAAAUGCAACAGGAGAAAGGAAAUACUCAUUCACAAUUCACUGUUGAGUCCUUGACCAGAAGCACACUCGACUUGUUCCUUGCGGGAACAGGGACAACCAGCACCACGCUGAGAUACGGACUUCUGAUUCUCCAGAAAUACCCGGAGAUUGAAGAGAAAAUUCACAAGGAGAUUGACAGUGUGGUUGGCCGAGACCGAAGCCCCUGCAUGGCAGACAGGAGCCAGUUGCCAUACACGGACGCCGUCGUCCAUGAAAUCCAGAGAUUCAUUGAUUUCCUUCCCCUUAACCUACCACAUGCUGUGACCAAAGACACCAUGCUCAGAGACUAUUUCAUCCCCAAGGACACUAUGGUAUUCCCUUUGCUGUCCCCCAUCCUGCAAGACUGCAAGGAAUUUCCAAAUCCAGAAAAAUUUGACCCGGGACAUUUCCUGAAUGCAAACGGUACCUUCAGAAGGAGUGACUACUUCAUGCCAUUCUCUACAGGAAAACGCAUCUGUGCCGGAGAAGGUCUGGCCCGGAUGGAGAUAUUCCUAUUUUUAACAACCAUCCUGCAGAACUUUUCUUUGAAGCCUGUUAAAGAUCGCAAGGACAUUGACAUUUCUCCAGUUGUCACCACUCUGGCAAAUAUGCCCCAAGAUUAUGAGGUUUCCUUUAUUCCACGUUAGCCAAGUAAAGACAGCUGCCAACUCCCAAAUUCAUGAGAACUCUUCCUGAAUGACACUCAUUGCCUAGUCUGAUGAGACUGAAACACUCUGAUCCUUUGCUAGAUUCGUUAGGGACAGAAAAGUUAUGCCUUUCUCUGCAAUCCUAGAAGGACGUGCACCACUGGAAAACCAUUUAGAUUCCCACACACUGCCCAAAUUAGGCACACAUCUGACUGUUUCUUUCACUCAUAUAUAAGAAAUGCAUUAUGGCUUUCAGACACGAUCUAGAAAACCUCCACUCCCACUACCAGUGCGGGAGAAGGCUGGACUGACCUUGCUGGACCUAUCAGAAUUAAAACUGCGAUUACAGCACUGCUCAUUGUGACAAAAAAGAGGGAAACAAAACUGGGAUCUCCAUGCUGCCAUUUACAAGCUGAAUGGCAGCCUGCACCUUCCCAUUACUUUUAUGACAGAUGUAAAGAUCGCUAAAGGAAUUUUACAAACCUCAGGUAAAAGGUGUGUAUGAGCUGACCCAGAUAGAUGUACAGAUGUGCAGGACUGGCAUUUCCCAGAUCGAUGACGUUCCCUGCAGUUUGUAACUUACUGUGUGUCACGGUAUUAUCUUAGGGUCUGCGUCUGUGACAAGGGGGACAGGCCCGAAAGAAAAAAAAAAAAAAAAAGAAGAGAAAAGAGGAAA
Molecule: messenger RNA, 1553 nt
Organism: Numida meleagris (helmeted guineafowl)
Lineage: Eukaryota; Metazoa; Chordata; Aves; Galliformes; Numididae
Product: cytochrome P450 2H1-like
Exons: 5
Coding region: 71-877 (268 amino acids)
Biological process (GO): xenobiotic metabolic process
Cellular component (GO): cytoplasm; intracellular membrane-bounded organelle
Molecular function (GO): oxidoreductase activity, acting on paired donors, with incorporation or reduction of molecular oxygen, reduced flavin or flavoprotein as one donor, and incorporation of one atom of oxygen; heme binding; iron ion binding
Source: RefSeq, a predicted model, not a curated record